This is a messenger RNA of Phlebotomus argentipes, 2081 nucleotides long. Its product is annotated as facilitated trehalose transporter Tret1-like. Gene Ontology annotation, molecular function: transmembrane transporter activity. Bases 365 to 2026 code for a protein of 553 amino acids. Gene Ontology annotation, biological process: transmembrane transport. The transcript is spliced from 4 exons. Gene Ontology annotation, cellular component: membrane. The record is from RefSeq and is a predicted model, not a curated record. Lineage: Eukaryota; Metazoa; Arthropoda; Insecta; Diptera; Psychodidae.
GAUCGAACGCUCUCAGAGUGAGCAACACUGCUUUGCUUUCCGUGAACGCGAGUGGCGCCAAAAAAAAACAUUAUCCCCUCAUUUGCCACUCAAAUAUUGAAGUCAAGUGUUGUGCUUCUUACUCAACUCCAAUUUAACGCUCUUGCAAGAUUUCUCCCUCUUUUCCCUCAAAAUAAAAAAUCCAAUACGCGAAGCUCAAGGCAAAAAAGCACACUUUUUCAGUCGCUCGAAAGCAUCUAAACGAUCGCGAGUGUUUCUCCCUCUAUUCACUCGUUGUGAACCUUUUUCAGAUUUUCUGACGAUGGAAGCGUGAUCUUGACCCCAAAAAUUUACUCUAAACUCUGCGUUCAACACGAGCACAAACAUGGGAAAAUCGUCAUAUGACGUGAAUAACACGAAAACUCCCCGACAAGAGAUCAGCAAGUUCCGACGAUACUUACCGCAAGUCCUCGCCAGCACGGCUAAGAACUUCCUGCUGCUGGAUCUCGGCCUCAGCGUCGCCUUUCCCACGAUCGUCAUUCCGGCGCUGCGCGGGACGCUCAACAGUGUCGAUGCGACGGAAACGCUGACGCUGACGGAAGUCGAGGCUUCCUGGCUCGGCUCCAUCGCCUUCGUCUGCCAGCCCGUGGGCAGCGUCCUGUCCGGAUGGAUCACGGAGCCGCUGGGCAGGAAGCUGUCCAUGAUCCUGGUCAACAUCCCGCACAUCAUCGCCUGGAUCAUGCUCUACUACGCCUCUUCCCUCGCCGAGCUCUACACGGCCGCCAUUCUGCUGGGCCUGGGAGUGGGCUUCAUGGAGGCCCCGAUUAUCACCUACGUGGGAGAGAUAUCAGAGCCUUCGAUCCGGGGAAUCCUGACCUCCUGCGCCGGAGUGUCUGUGAUGCUGGGAAUCUUCACGGUGUACUUUCUGGGCACCGUCGUGACGUGGCGCGUCGCCGCGCUGAUCUGCCUGGCCGUGCCUCUGUCCACCCUCGUGGCCAUCUGCUUCGUGCCCGAGACGCCGCUGUGGCUGCUCUCGAAGGGGCGCGUGGACAAGGCGCAGCAGUCGCUGCAGUGGCUGCGCGGCUGGGUGACGCCCGAGACGGUGCAGGAGGAGUUCCGCCAGCUGCAGCAGUACUCGGCCAACAGCAACAAGUGCGCGGCCUGCCAGAAGACCGGCGUGCCUUGUCCGCAUCCGCCAGAGACGCUCCUGCAGCGCGGCAAAGAACUCUUUCGCCACCGCACGCUCAAGCCCUUCGCCAUCGUCAUGAUGCUCUUCUUCUUCCUCAACUUCACCGGCUUGGCGUCCAUGCGGCCGUUCAUGGUGCAGAUCUUCCAGGCCUACGGAACGCCCAUCGAUGGCAGUCGCGGCACGGUGAUUGUCGGCCUGAUGGGCAUCAUUUCGAACAUCCUGAUGCUCUUGCUCGUGCGUAAGCUGGGAAAGCGAGGCGUUUACCUGAUUUCCGUGGCAGGAGCUUCGCUGGGAUGUCUCUCGCUCGGAUUCCACGCCUACAGCAAUCUCCCCAAAGACUGGAGCUCGUUCGAUGUGCACAUGGAGUCUCCAGUUGCCGGAACGGGCACAUUUCCCAUGAUUCUCAUCUUUGUCAUCUCCUUCUUCACCGGCUUCGGCAUCGCCGCCGUUCCCUGGAUGCUUCUCAGCGAGGUGUUCCCCUUCAAAUCUCGAGGCUUCGCCACCGGAACCACAGCCGCUCUCAACUACAUCAUGGCCUUUCUCACCACCAAAACCUAUCUCAACGUGGAGAACAACCUCGGUCUGCACGGCGCGGCCUGGCUCUACGGCACCGUUGGCGCUCUGGCGCUCGUCUUCGGCUACUUUUACCUCCCGGAGACCGAGAAUCGCACGCUCGAGGAGAUCGAACUGCACUUCUCCACCAAAGGGAAAUCCCUGGCAGACAUUGACAUCAAGCAGAAACUCCCGGAGGCGCAGAAAGACACGAAGAUCGACAGUCGAUUCGAUGGCAAGAUUGAGAACAGUGUUGCGGUGACGAUUGAAAACUUGGGCUGUGAUAAUAGAGCAUUCGAGCGAUGAUGCGAGCCUUAAAACUAUGACUUUGAUGGACAAAUAUAAUUAUCAUUCACUCGGA